AUGGCAUGGAAUUGUUGGGGUUUGGGGAAUCCCCCAACAAUAAGAGCAUUAAAAACAUUCCUCAGAGGUAUUGAUCCAUCAAUCUUAUUCUUGUUUGAAACAAAAAUGUCUGAGAAAGUGUCUUUACAGCGUAUAUCUCAAUUUGCGUUUCAAAAUCAUUGUAUUGUUGCUUCUAUGAGAAGAAGUGGAGGACUUUGGCUACUUUCGAAAGAUGAUCUAAACAUUGAAAUAGUUUCCCAGACUUUUAAUCUUAUUCAUGCAACAGUUCAAGGCGGUGACGGAAGGGGCUCUUGGCAUUUAUUUUGCUUAUAUGGCCCUCUUAUUGCUUCUCAUAGAUCUAAUUUCUGGAAAAACAUGACUUCUUAUGCUCAGCAGUUCAAUGGUCCUAAAUGUUUCAUAGGCGAUUUCAAUUCAAUUGUCUCCAAUGAAGAAAAGUGUGGUGGUCUUCCUGUGUUAAACUCUAAUAUCUCUUGUUUUAAUGAUUUCAUCCAAAUGAAUCACCUGAUAGAUUUGGGAUAUAAGGGUCCUGCCUAUACGUGGACAAAUGGAAGAGAGAUUAAAGGCUUAAUAAGACAGCGUCUUGAUAGGGUUCUAGCAAAUCCGGAAUGGAAUAUUGCAAGAGCGCCGCCAAAUUAUAAAUUUGAAGCUCAUUGGCUUUCGCAUCCUGAAUUUCUUCAAAAGGUAGAAGAAUGUUGGUCCUAUGACAAUGAUGCAAAUAUUCAAUCAAAACUGAGAAUACUUGGUUCCUUUCUUAUUGAAUGGAGCCGCAGAAGAAUUGGCUGUAUCAAACGUAAAAUUUCAGUGUUGAAAACCAAAUUACUAAUAAUUCAAUCUUGGCGUCCUUCUGAUGCUAAUAUCCAAAAAGAAAAAUUGGCGAUGGCUCAUCUUAAUGAAUAUUUGAUCAUGAAGGAUGCUUACUGGGAUCAAAGAAUGAAACAACGAUGGGCGAAGAGUGGAGAUAGGAACACGGGACACUUUCAUCUUUCAAUUCAACAUAGAAGGAGGAAGAAUAAAAUUAGUCAUUUGUUGAAAAAUGAUCAAACAUGGACUUCAGAUCAAAGUGAAAUUUCUCGUGAACUUAUACAACACUUUAAGUCCAUAAAUCAAGAGUCAUCCACUACAGAUCCACCACAAUUCAGUAUUCAAGGUCAGGCAGUAUCUAACUUAGAUAAUGAUGAGUUGUGUAGAAUUCCGUCAAUAGAUGAAAUUUAG
Molecule: messenger RNA, 1212 nt
Organism: Papaver somniferum (opium poppy)
Lineage: Eukaryota; Viridiplantae; Streptophyta; Magnoliopsida; Ranunculales; Papaveraceae
Exons: 2
Coding region: 1-1212 (403 amino acids)
Molecular function (GO): catalytic activity
Source: RefSeq, a predicted model, not a curated record